AUGAGCUAUGCCUCAGCAGUAGCCGGUGCUUCAGGCGAUUCAGACCGUAGCGAUCCCAAACCCGCAUCGACGAACAGCACCGACAAGGAAGACCAUGCCCAAGCAUGUGGGACGGAUUUUGAAUGCCAUUCGACUGAGAACGCUCAGCUUCAAGCACGACACAAGCGCCUGCGGGAAGGUCGAGACCAUUACAAGCUUCUUUCCGAGAACACCCAGCUCACGGUAGAAUGCCAGGCGCUCGAGAAUGAGGCCGCAAGAUACAAGUCCCUCUACGAAUUCCCCGACGCUACGCGGCUGCUGUCCGCGCCUUCUCGUCCUCGCACCAUCACCGACCUGCCACCCGAAAUCAUGCUGUUCAUCUUCGAACGCGCGGUCGCGCCGCCCUUCCUCGCCAGCCCCCUUUACACUGCCCUCGAGACUCCCUGGCUCACCGCCAUGUCCACCAAGUGCGCCCUCAGCCUCGUCUCCCGCUCCUGGCAUCAGACCGCCGCUCAAGUUAUCUACCGCGACGUCGGCCUUCGCAGUAUCGGCCAGAUCACCGCCUUCCUGGAAACUUUACUCAACGCCCGAAUGGACCUCGCGUCGCUGGUCCGGUCGAUUACGAUGGCCUGCUAUGUCCCGCAUCAACAUGAGGAGAUAUACAAUGAUGAUAUGCGGACGAUCUUGCUGUUGUGUCGACGAUUGCAUAGUUUCUCGAUGUGUUCGCGAGAUGGGGCUCAUUGCGACUUCUUCCCUCUGCAGCUCUGCCCGCCGUCGCUCGUCAGGGGUAUCGUUCACCUUCGGCUGAGCGAACACUUGUGGUAUUGGGAAAAUUUGAUGGAGCUUCUCGCCACCUCAAGUCACUGCCUUGAAACCCUUCAGCUGCCUCUCGCCGAUCAUGGAAUCGAUAAAUAUGCGCCAUCCGGGCUCGUCUUUCCCGCGCUGCUCACGCUGACCCUAAUAUCGGAUUACGACUCGAUAUUGCGAGUGGCUGCGAAGUGGGGAAUGCCGCGCCUCCAAAACCUAACUCUGAACGGCUUCGGAUUUAACAACACCGCCCAGGCCCUGCAAGCGCUUGCCCUUCAGAACGGACAGUACGUCAAAUACCUCCAUCUACAUAGCUCAAGUCGCCGCCUCCUCGACGAUGACAUCCAAGCCGUCCAAUUCUUUCCGCGCCUCGAACACCUCGUGCUGUCUCCCAACAUGUUCGGCACCCUGGCACACCCGGCCCUACAGUGGAUCGAUCUCUGGGAGCCCCAAUUAGACAAAAACUACGCCGGCGAUACCAAUCUCCUCGGCCUGCCCAACCUGAGCGAAACCCCCCUCUUUCAAGAGGUCAACACCGAACACUGCCCCUUCCUCCGCGGCAUGCGCUCCCUUGACCACGGGCUCUUCCAUAUGUGGGACUUGCCAAGACUCCUCAAGCCGUGCGCAGCGCCGCCGCUGGGCGAGUACACGGCGUGGGAGUAUCCGGGCGUCUGCGUGAAGCAGAGCGCGAACCGGGUGUGGCGGGGAGAUUUGGAGCGCGUGCAUGUGGAUAGGAGGAUUGAUGAGGAGAGUGAAAGUGAGGGCGAGAGGGAUGAGGAUGAGGAUGAUGAGGAUGAGGAUAGUGAGGAUGAAGAUGAUGAAGACGAGGAUGGGGAAGAUGAAGAGGAUGGGAAUGGGUACGAUGAGGAUGCUGAAGAUGGUGCAGGGUCCGACGACGAUGUUAACAUCGGUAAAGGCGCGAACGUUGACGAAGAGGACGCUGUUCCGUUCGCAUCAAUCACUCGCAAACGCUCGGAAUCUCUCCUGUCCCAUUCCACAAUGGACGAAGACGACAGCGAUGAGGCGGAGGCCAAAAUUGAUGAAGACGAGACCGAAUGCGACGACGGAAAUGACGACGACGGAGAAGAUGCUGACGAGGACGACGAUGCCUCCACCGACAGCGAUGAGGAAUCCAGCGACGAAGACGAUGACUCCGUGUUCUAUCCCGACUCCUCGUCGUAUAGCGAUUCUGACUCUGUGCAUAGCUCGGAUACAGAGGGAGAUGUGGAGGAGCAAGUAUCUGAUAAUGAAGAGAUACCACAGCUGAUGCAUGACGAGGCCCUUGCGAUCUUUCGACGCUGGCCUCGUCUUGGUGUUGACUGA
Schizophyllum commune H4-8 is the source of this 2109-nucleotide messenger RNA. RefSeq lists its product as uncharacterized. The record is from RefSeq and is a predicted model, not a curated record. The transcript has 2 exons. Bases 1 to 2109 code for a protein of 702 amino acids. Lineage: Eukaryota; Fungi; Basidiomycota; Agaricomycetes; Agaricales; Schizophyllaceae.